AUGACACUGCGUACGCGCUUCGAGAGCUCUGACGAUGUGGGUGUGUUUGCCCGCCUAACGAACGCGUAUUGUCUUGUCGCGGCUGGUGCUUCACAGAACUUCUAUUCCGUGUUUGAGCAGGAGUUGGCAUCACAUAUUCCCGUUGUGUACACGUCGAUUGGCGGUUCUCGCGUUGUGGGCCGUCUGACGAUUGGAAACCGCCAUGGUCUCGUCGUGCCAUCCAUCACCACUGACCAGGAGCUCCAACAUCUGCGCAACUCCCUUCCUGAUUCUGUGAAGGUGCAGAUGGUGGAAGAGCGGCUCAGUGCGUUAGGAAACUGCGUUGUAUGCAAUGACCACGUUGCACUUAUCCACACGGAUCUGAGUCGGGAGACGGAGGAAGUGAUUCGUGACACGCUGCAGGUGCAGACAUUCCGUACAUCCAUUGCAGAGAAUGCUCUGGUCGGUAGCUACGCAGCCGUGACGAAUAAGGGUUGCAUGGUGCAUCCAAAGACACCAGCACAAGAUAUGGAUGAGAUUGCUUCACUUCUGCAGGUCCCCGUGGUGGCUGGGACAAUUAACCGCGGUAAUGCAGCCAUUGGCUCCGGUCUUGUGGUGAAUGACUGGGCAGCGUUCUGUGGGCUCAACACCACUGCAACGGAAAUAACAGUGGUGGAGCGCAUCUUCCAGCUUCGUAGGGAUUUAGGUGGGGAUGAGUCGAACUUACUGCAGCAGUUGCGCGAUACGUUGGUGGAUGAACUGGCAUAA
Messenger RNA from Trypanosoma brucei brucei TREU927, 747 nucleotides. Its product is annotated as eukaryotic translation initiation factor 6. Gene Ontology annotation, molecular function: ribosomal large subunit binding. Gene Ontology annotation, cellular component: nucleolus; preribosome, large subunit precursor; cytosol. The transcript has a single exon. Gene Ontology annotation, biological process: ribosomal subunit export from nucleus; maturation of LSU-rRNA; maturation of 5.8S rRNA. NCBI's taxonomy places the organism in Eukaryota, Euglenozoa, Kinetoplastea, Trypanosomatida, Trypanosomatidae. The record is from RefSeq and is a predicted model, not a curated record. Bases 1 to 747 code for a protein of 248 amino acids.